Anopheles coustani is the source of this 1806-nucleotide messenger RNA. RefSeq names its product syntaxin-7 (gene Syx7). Gene Ontology annotation, cellular component: endomembrane system; membrane; synaptic vesicle. The record is from RefSeq and is a predicted model, not a curated record. Gene Ontology annotation, biological process: intracellular protein transport; vesicle-mediated transport; vesicle fusion. Gene Ontology annotation, molecular function: SNARE binding; SNAP receptor activity. The coding region runs from base 401 to 1255 and encodes 284 amino acids. NCBI's taxonomy places the organism in Eukaryota, Metazoa, Arthropoda, Insecta, Diptera, Culicidae. The transcript is spliced from 5 exons.
GUAGGCGGAUGAAAUUAUUGUAUUGUUAUUUCGUCGCAAUCUGUUUUUGUGUCGUAGAAAAUAAACAGCACACUCGAAUACGUCCGCAUAUUGCUUCCCUUUCGAAAGGUAUUCCAAGCAAGUGAUAAGAUCCACAGUGUAUCGACAACAUAAAUAAGUUUUAGCACCAUUUCUGGUUGCCCUAGAACGAUCGCUUUCCCUUCGAACAGAACCAGCAAUGGUGACUCAGUAUUGGAUGUGUGCAUAAUUCCAACCAUACGAAACCUGUGUGAAAGAUUGAACCCCAGAGUCGUGACGAACGCAAACAAAGAAAAACAAACAGCUCGCGCGGGUGACACAAAUCGCAAGGGAUUUGGUUGUGGAACAGGCUCCAAAAAUAGCAGCACAUAACAGCAGCAAGAUGAGCUACGCAUCGUUCGACAAUGGUGCUACGGGUAAUUCCAACAUUACCAACGAGGCAGACUUUCAGAAAACAUCCCAGAUCGUCGUGGCCAGCAUUCAAAAGAUACUACAAAAUGUAUCUUCAAUGCAGCGUAUGGUUAAUCAGUUUGGCACUGCACAGGACUCUCCGGAACUAAAACAACAGCUCCAUCAGAUACGUUCCUACACGCAGCAACUGAUUACGGACACGACGACCCAGCUGAACGAUCUUGUUAACUGCAAAGAGCGCCAUCUAAAAAUUAAACGCGACCGGCUGGUGGAUGAGUUUACGUCGGCACUGACCGCUUUCCAGGCCGUCCAGCGCAAGACGGUUGAUCUGGAGAAGAAUGCAAUGCGCCAGGCACGGCAGGCCACUGGCGCCGGGGCGGCCAUCAGCAAGCCGCCUGGUGGUGGUGGCGGUUCGCAUCACUCGAGCAUGGGUUCGAACUACAACAAUGCGUCCAACAGUGGGUCGAUGUUUGAAGACAACUUUAUCACCGGCUCGCGAGGUCAAACGCAGGAGCAGCUUCAGGAAGAAAUCGAUUUGCAAGCGUUAGAAGACCAGGAACGAACGAUUCGUGAGCUGGAGGAAAAUAUCGUUAGUGUUAACGAAAUCUACAAGAAGCUCGGCGCGCUGGUGUACGAACAGAGCCAUCAGGUGGACUCGAUCGAAGCAUCGGUCGAGCAGACGAGUGUAUUCGUGUCGGAAGGUGUGCAGCAGCUGAAACAGGCCAGUCACUACCAGAAUAAGGCACGCAAGAAGAAGCUCAUCUUGGCGCUCAUAGCGGCAGCAAUAUUAGCAAUCAUCAUACUCAUUAUCGCUCUGAAAUCCUGAAAUGGUAUGGACAAACAUUGCACUGUUGAACGUGGAACGAAUCGGGCGCGCGACGCAACACAAUCCAAAGCUUGACACGUGCUUGAGGUUUUUGUGUUACAUUAUUUAUUUUAUCUGAAAGCAGAAUGAAACAAAGGGAUUCAACUCGGUCCUGUGCAACUACCACCAUCGGAAAAAGAAGCGCGAAUAUGCAUUCCAAUGUUCGUAGCGGAUGAGCGAAUUCGAAAAGUGAAUUUAGGAUCACAUCCUGCAGCAAUCUUUCGCCUUGGUCGUCGAGACGAGAGAUACGAUACAAUGAUAAUUAUUAUUCUCUGUUAGUACUGCUUAUAUUACCAUUCACACCAUUUGCCGGCAAAGCCUAGACAUAGCAAAGUGAGGUUCUUCCUUUCCAAAAGCUACUCUCAACACUUUCUACGCUAAACACUUACACCCGUCCGGCUAUUUUAUUUCCAGCAUUAGUAGGAAAUAAGGUACCAGAAGAAAAAUAUGAUCAAAUAUCUUGUAGCCUCUCCGGUUUGGGUUUGUUAAUCAAAGUGUAAUGAAAAGGAAAA